This is a messenger RNA of Octopus sinensis (East Asian common octopus), 1229 nucleotides long. RefSeq lists its product as uncharacterized. Bases 135 to 1091 code for a protein of 318 amino acids. The record is from RefSeq and is a predicted model, not a curated record. Lineage: Eukaryota; Metazoa; Mollusca; Cephalopoda; Octopoda; Octopodidae. Gene Ontology annotation, cellular component: extracellular region. Gene Ontology annotation, molecular function: chitin binding. The transcript is spliced from 3 exons.
AACUUUCGUAUUCUAUGCUAAUCCUCCUAAACGUAAGAACCAAACUUUAGCAAGAAUUUGAAGCUAAUUGCCAGAAAGCUAUCCACUUCAAAAUUAUAUAGUCAAUUAUUUGCCAGUUUUCAUAACCCGGUAACAUGAUGGCAAACGGGCUUUUCUGGUCCACAUUCACAGCAAUGUUUCUUUCGGCCUAUAGCCUAACAGCAUCAGCUCAGAACUAUCGAAUGUGCGAUGGGAAUCGAACUGGUACUUUUGCAGACCCUUCUGACUGUCGAUUUUUCAUUUUCUGUCUUAAUGGCCAGCCCAAACGUUACCAGUGCCACAAUCAAAAAAUAUAUUCAACCAAAACGAAAACCUGUGUGUCUGCAAGCGAAGCCAUUGGAGAAUGCACCAGUGUGUUCAAACGAACGACUGAAGUUAGUAACCCAGAAGAAUAUUGCCGUAACAAUCCAAAUGCAUUCCUGCCGCAUCCCGACAGCUGCGCCCUCUUCUACAACUGUAGUCAAACAAGAAGGGUCCAGUUGUUUCUUGACAAUUAUGUAAACGAAUGUCCUUACAUGCAAUUGUUCUCUGAGAAAACCCUAAGCUGCCAACAUUAUAGCAGAGUCCGGUGCGACCAAAGAAAAGAACCGAAGGAUGUGUGUGAUUAUAGACGUUUCUGGUGCGGUAGUGCCCAUUGUGUCCCGUGCUUUAUAAGAUACCCGAGCUGCAACGGCAAACCCAACGGUAGGAACGCAAUUCCUCACCUUCGGUGGGCUUCUUCUUUCAUUGUGUGCCAAGAUGACCGACUAUUAACGUCAGCUGAGUGUCCAUCAAGGAACGGAAGACCGACUGUUUUUUCUCCUAAUCAAAGGAAUUGUGUUAGUGUAUAUUCUAUGCCUUCACUCUUUGGUCGAAAACCUAUUUCCUGCUCAAACAAACAAAAUGGAUUCUAUGCAGACGUUUCAAGUUGCAACCGUUUCUAUGAGUGCUCAAACCAAAAAAUUAUUAACAAAUUCACUUGCCAAUCAAACAUGAUCUUUGAUGCACAGAUAUCGACAUGUAUCCACCCAGAACAAAGUUGCUCUAAAUGUGGCACAAAAGCCAAUUGCUGAGAUUUUUCUUAAAAUGCCAUACAUGAGACUAUAUAGCACAUUGUAUAUGUUUAGAAACCAAACACAUACAAAAAGACUAUUAAACCUUAAAUUCUUUCAUUUUCCCAAUUAAAAUUCAAAGAUAUAUAUAUAUAUAUA